AUGCCCGCUCACUCAACACUGAAAGGCUGGACGCAUACCAAUCAAGAAUCCUCUCUCCCAUCGGUCGAUACAACACAGCUAGCAGAUCACCAAUACUCCCCAGUAAUAUCGUCUUCUCAACUGCUCGAUGAAGAUAAAGUGAAUUCAGGACGCCUAGAUCAUCUCCUCCCGUCCCUCUCAAGCCCUGAUUACCGCCCACUUGUUUGCCUAUGGGAGCAAGUUCGAGUCGAGUGUCCCCUCCUAUACGACGGCGCGGUUUCAAGUGAUGUGGACUCUCUGUCCUCCCUCAUUCAGCUCGCAGAUUGGCUCGCGGAUUGGUUUUCGAAAAAAUUAGCUAGGCUUGAGGGGGGCGGUCGCCCCGGGUUCAGGGAGCCGCGGAAGCUGCCCGAGCUCACUAGGCUGAGAGCAUGGAUUCUUGUGACGAUACGGAAACAAGUCGAGAAGGAUUUGGGGGUUGCGAAGCCUCGCCGGGGCCGGGCGGCGCAGAAGACGGACAAGAAGAAGAGAACAGCGAGGCCCGAGGACGAGCGGCUGCGUAUCAAGCUCACUAUGUAUACAACCGCGUUGAGGCUUGUACAGACCUGGAGCAGCUUACUCCGGAAGAGAAAGGAUUCUUUGGUCUCCCAAGUGGUUCAAGAUGAUGAAUCCUCGCGUAUGGAUCCGUCGACGGUCUUUGCCAAUUCGAAAUUGUUUGACUCAUCGGAACAACAAGCUUCGAUCGUUGAGCAGGACCAUUCUCCAUCCGCUAGUCCUGCCACUGCCACUCCACCAUCUCCUGCACGUGACCGAUCUCCUGCUCUUGCACUCUCUCUUGAUCCAGCGUCAAUCGCUCCAGCUAGUCCAGUCCUCUCUGCUCCAAUUCCGAUGGUGACAUAUUCUCCAUCCGCUGAGACGUCUCUCCCUCAAACCCAAGACGACUACGGAGAGUUCGGUCCCAUCACAGACUUCCUGGACCCAUUGGCGUACUGGGAUUCUUCCGAUUACACGGAACCAUUGGCGGCACUGCUCCCUGCUCCGAACACAAUGGCUACAUAUUAUCCAUCAGAUGAGACACCUCUCCCUCCAAUCCAAGACGACUACGGAGAUUUAGAUGCCUUCACAGGUUUCUUGAACCCAAUGGCUCAGGCUUACUUGAAUUCUUUCGAACCGACGCAACCCUUGAUGGCACUGCUCUCUGCUCCCAUCGCGGUGGCUCCAGUUCCGCCCCCUUCUCUUGCACGAGUCUCUCCUGAUCUAGCUUCGACCGCUCCAGCCAGUCCACUUUUCUCUGCUCCAAUUACGACGGCGACAUAUUCUCCAUCGGCUGACACGCCUCUCGCUCAAAUCCAAGACGAAUCCGGAAAUAUCGACUACGUCACAGACUUCCUGAACUCGUCGGCUUACUGGGACUCUUUCGAAUCCACGCAACCAUUGGCGCCACUGCUCCCUCCUGCGAUCACGAUGGCUCCAGUCCCGUCCUCUUCUCUUGCGCACUCCCUUAAUCUAGCUUCGACCGCUCCAGCUAGUCCACUUCUCCCUGCUCCAAGUACGAUGGCUGCAUAUUCUCCAUUCGCUGAGACGCCUCUUUAUCAAAAUCAAGAUGACAACGGAGAUUUCGAUACCCUCACAGACUUCAUGAACCCAUUGGCGUACUUGGACUCUUUCGAAUCGGCGCAACCCUUGGAGGCAAUACUCCCUGCUCCAAUCACGAUGGCUCCAGUUCCGUCCCCUUCUCUUGCGCGCUCUCCUGAUCCAGCUUGGACCGCUCCAGCUAGUCCGGUCAUCCCUGCUCCAAUUACGAUGGCGACAUAUUCCCCAUCAGUUGAGACGCCCCUCCUUCAAAUUGAAGACGACGACAGAGGUUACAAUACUUUCAUGGACUUCAUGGACCCAUUGGCCUACUGGAACUCUUUCAUGUCGACCUAA
Messenger RNA from Stereum hirsutum FP-91666 SS1, 1905 nucleotides. RefSeq lists its product as uncharacterized. The record is from RefSeq and is a predicted model, not a curated record. Bases 1 to 1905 code for a protein of 634 amino acids. NCBI's taxonomy places the organism in Eukaryota, Fungi, Basidiomycota, Agaricomycetes, Russulales, Stereaceae. The transcript is spliced from 3 exons.